Ustilaginoidea virens is the source of this 306-nucleotide messenger RNA. RefSeq lists its product as uncharacterized. Lineage: Eukaryota; Fungi; Ascomycota; Sordariomycetes; Hypocreales; Clavicipitaceae. The record is from RefSeq and is a predicted model, not a curated record. The transcript has 3 exons. The coding region runs from base 1 to 306 and encodes 101 amino acids.
AUGUCUGUCUCCCUAGAGAAGCAACCCAAAGAGGUUGACGAGACACCGAUCUCACCAAUUCACCCGGAUACUGCUAGAAAGAAUUCGCUGGAAAAUUAUCUGAUGCACCGCCCCAAUCGUGGGGAACUGGUUGAUAAGAACAUCUUGCCAGCUUCCUCGGCUGCCCCUGGACUUCUUGCUCAUCAGAAGGAGCUUGAGAGAAACAUGCUUGAAGACAAGCUUAAUGACAAGAUAUCACACCGUCCGACCCCAGAAGAGUUGGUCAAGGGCGGCGUCUUACACGAGGACCCACGCGCUGCAGACUAG